This is a messenger RNA of Penicillium riverlandense, 630 nucleotides long. Its product is annotated as alpha/beta fold hydrolase. Lineage: Eukaryota; Fungi; Ascomycota; Eurotiomycetes; Eurotiales; Aspergillaceae. Bases 1 to 630 code for a protein of 209 amino acids. The transcript has a single exon. Gene Ontology annotation, molecular function: hydrolase activity. The record is from RefSeq and is a predicted model, not a curated record.
AUGGCUGAAGCUGUUCAGGAUGUCUUGAAAGGAAGACCGUACCAUCUAGUUGGCCACGAUGUGGGCGGAUGGAUUGCUUACCCUUGGGCUGCUCAAUUUCAAUCAAGACUCAAAUCGCUCAGUAUACUCGACGCGUCAGUGCCGGGCUUCAUGCCCCAGCUGCAGUUUCCCUUGCCUCGGGAGACCAACAUGCGUCUUUGGCAAUUCUCGUUCAACGCGCUUCCUGAAUUACCGGAGAUUCUCACUCGCGGCCGUGAGCGGGAGCUCCUGACCUGGUUCUUCCAUUUGAAGACGGUUCAUGCGGAUGGUUUACCCAAAAACCAAUUGGAACGCUAUAUCCAGGCCUAUUCGAGACCAGGCGCAAUGAGCCGGGGGUUCGAGUAUUAUCGAGCUUUUGAAACAAGUGCGAAGCAGAAUCUGGAAUAUGCGAAAACACCACUCGAUCUCCCGGUUCUAGCUUUAGGUGGGGCCAGCUCCGUCGGUUCGGAUAUGAUUCGCUUGGUCCAGAACUUCGCGGCCAACGUUUCGGGGGGCGCUAUUGAUGAUUGCGGGCACUUUCUCCCCGAAGAGCAACCAUCUGCUGUCGCGCAUAGACUGCUGGAGUUUCUGGAGGCAAACCACACAGAAUGA